Messenger RNA from Leguminivora glycinivorella, 1011 nucleotides. RefSeq lists its product as uncharacterized. The transcript is spliced from 4 exons. The record is from RefSeq and is a predicted model, not a curated record. Lineage: Eukaryota; Metazoa; Arthropoda; Insecta; Lepidoptera; Tortricidae. Bases 32 to 565 code for a protein of 177 amino acids.
UUUUAUGGAAAAAAAAUAAAGAAAAUAUAAAAUGAAGAAGACGCUUAUACUUUUCUGUCUGACAUAUAUAAUAUGGCCUUCAGCUGCAGACUAUUUAUUAGUCGAAGAGGAACAGUCGGCCCGGUACAUGAUAUCGGCAGCGAUGGACUGUUUACAACACACACAGAUCGAGCUAUGGAAGCUGACCUUACAGAGGCAGAUGUUGAGAGGCAACGCGCCGUAUGAAAUCGGGUUCCUGGUUAGAACUAGCGAGGAGCGUUACAGAAAGAUGGUGGACAUAUACAACUCAAGUACAAUACUGGAUGAUACUGUACGCAUGAGAGACCAGAUAUUGCAUUUGCAAAAGAUUGAGAAACUGCACUGGGAUGUCUUGCAUCUUGCGAAUAUGCUGCACGAGGUAGAGAAGAAAUACAAGAUUAAACCCCAAGUGCUAGACAAGCGUGUGUUCUACCCAUUCGGGGCGACACCCUCAACGUCUACAGAGUCCGUGACGACUGAGGAGACCACUACUUCCGAAUUUGAGGAAGACGACUCAACCACCACUUCGACUACUGAGGAACCAUAAUCCAUAAUAAUAUUAUAAAUGGGAAAGUGUGUGUCUGUUUGUCCGUCUUUCACGGCAAAACGGAAAGACGAAUUGUCGUGAUUUUUUUAAAGGAGAUAGUUGAAGAGAUGGAGAGUGACAUCGGCUUUUUUUGUCUCUUUCUAACGCGAGCAAAGCCGCGGGCUAAGGCUAGUAAUAUAUAGAUUGUUACACCUACGACCGAAAUCAGCCGCAAACCAUAAAUUAAAUAUAGGAAGAUUAUACUACCAUACAUUAAAAUGCGACCGCCUGAAAGCGUGGAAAAAGUAGAUGGCGCCACUAAAAAAAUACCCAGUUGCCAUCGAUUAGUUGUAGAUGGCGUUAAGUGUCACUUUCGUCAUAGAUUUAUGGCUCGAAAGCAUAGAGCAAUACGAAAGGAAAGAGUUGUAACUCCAUACAUCAGUAAAUGCAAGUUAUUUGUAGUGACA